GGUUUUGGGCCCUGGAGUGAGGAGACUGUAAGGGCUAGGCAGCCCCCCUGGCCCCAGGCUCCCUUCCCUGCAGGAUCACAGGCAGGCUUGGAAGAGGCUCCAUACCCUGAAGAUGAAAAGCACCAGGUCCCUGGCCACCUCCUGGCCAGUGGCGGAGAAGUGGUGCUGGGACACAAACAUGGAGUGGCCGGGCCUGUCUGGGAGUCCCUUCUCAGCUACACCUGCCUCCUUCCAGGAUGCUGUGCGCACACUCAACACCCUGCAGACCAAUGCUGGUUACCUGGAGCAGGCCAAGCGCCAGCGGGGUGACCCCCAGACGCAGCUAGAAGCCAUGGAGCUGUACUUGGCACGGAGUGGGCUGCAGGUGGAGGAUUUGGACCGGCUGAACAUCAUACAUGUCACUGGAACCAAGGGGAAGGGUUCCACCUGUGCCUUCACUGAACGCAUUCUCCGGAGCUAUGGCCUGAAGACAGGAUUCUUUAGGUCUUCCGGCAGCUCUCCCCACCUGGUGCAGGUGCGUGAGAGGAUCCGCAUCAAUGGGCAGCCCAUCAGUCCUGAGCUCUUCACCAAGCACUUCUGGCACCUCUACCACCAGCUGGAGGAGACCAAGGAUAACAGCAGCUGUGCCUCCAUGCCUGCCUACUUCCGUUUCCUCACACUCAUGGCCUUCCAUGUCUUCCUCCAAGAGAAGGUGGACUUGGCAGUGGUGGAAGUGGGCAUAGGCGGGACUUAUGAUUGCACCAACAUCAUCAGGAAGCCUGUAGUCUGUGGGGUCUCUUCUCUUGGCAUCGAUCACACCAACCUUCUAGGGGACACAGUGGAGAAGAUUGCAUGGCAGAAAGGGGGAAUCUUCAAGCCCGGUGUCCCUGCCUUCACUGUGCUCCAGCCUGACAGUCCACUGGCAGUGCUGAGGGACCGUGCCCAGCAGAUUUCGUGUCCCCUCUACCUGUGCCCACCCCUGGAUGCCCUGGAGGAAGGGGGGCCACCUCUGAUGCUGGGCCUGGAUGGAGACCACCAGCGGUCCAAUGCUGCCUUGGCUUUGCAGCUGGCACGGUGCUGGUUGCAGCAGCAGGACCACCAGGGCAUCGGGGAGCUCAAGAGCUCCAGGCUGAGCCUCCACCAGCAGCUACCUCUGGCCCCUGUGUUCCAGCCCACUUCCCGCAUGUGCGAUGGGCUUCGGGACACAGAAUGGCCUGGCCGGACUCAGGUGCUACAGCGUGGGCCACUCACCUGGUACCUCGAUGGCGCACACACCUCCAGCAGCAUGCAGGCGUGCGUGCGUUGGUUCCACCAAGCUUUGCAAAGCCACCAGAGGCCGGGCAGUGAGCCUGAGGUGCGAGUGCUGCUCUUCAACUCCACUGGGGACCGGGAUCCUGCUGCCCUGCUGAAGCUGCUGCAGCCCUGCAAGUUUGACUACGCUGUCUUCUGCCCGAACCUGACUGAAGUGUCAUCUAUGGGCAAUGCAGAUCAGCAGAAUUUCACUGUGACACUGGACCAGGUGCUUCUCCGCUGCCUUGAACACCAGCAGCACUGGAGCCGCCUGGAUGAAGGGCAGGUGGGCCCGGACCUCUGGGGCACCCCUGGCCCUGAGACUGCUGGACCCACAUCCCUGCUGCCCACCCCCUGCCCAGCCUCCACCCACCGCUCCAGCUCCCUCGUCUUCAGUUGCAUCUCCCAUGCCUUGCAGUGGAUCAGCCAAGGUCGAGACCCGGUCUUUCAGCACCCCGCUUCUCCACGGGGCCUCCUGGCUCACCCUGUGGCAGAUAGCGGGGCCAGUGUGCUAGGCUCAGCCGCCGCCAUCCACGUGCUGGUGACAGGGAGCCUGCACCUGGUAGGUGGCGUCCUGAGGCUGCUGGAGCCCUCAUUGGCCCAGUAGCCCAGGCCAUGGGGUUGGCUGUGGGAUUUUUCCACACCUGCCCUGCGUGCUAACCACAAACUCCUAUACCAGGUGCCUUUUGCUUCCUGCUUUCCUGGUUCUGUCUAGACGGACCUAGGGGCCUUGGUUAGGACCACAAACUUGAGGGUUCAAGGGAGGUGGGAGGCUGAGAACGGACAUCCUCUAUCUCAAAGCCUAAGCUCCCCCUGGCCUCUCCUUCAUCCUGGCGGAGACUGGCAGGGGGCUUCCCGCUUCCCCAACUGUUGUUGUAGCCGGCCUGUCGGGCCAGCCCAUGUCCCCUCUGACCCUGCCUGCUUCCUGGCUCAGGCCCAGCUUAUUGUGUGAGCUGCCUGGUCAGGCGGGGGUCCUGCUGGUGCUGGUGGAUAGAUUUCCUCUUCCCUGUGGCCUUCUGGGAAAAGAUUGCUCCCCCAGCUGGGGGUGGCUGUAGUGGAUUAAAGCCUUUAACUUUUUUUUUUUUUU
Erinaceus europaeus (western European hedgehog) is the source of this 2356-nucleotide messenger RNA. RefSeq names its product folylpolyglutamate synthase (gene FPGS). The transcript is spliced from 16 exons. Bases 113 to 1876 code for a protein of 587 amino acids. The record is from RefSeq and is a predicted model, not a curated record. Gene Ontology annotation, cellular component: cytoplasm; mitochondrion; cytosol. Gene Ontology annotation, biological process: tetrahydrofolylpolyglutamate biosynthetic process. Gene Ontology annotation, molecular function: tetrahydrofolylpolyglutamate synthase activity; ATP binding. NCBI's taxonomy places the organism in Eukaryota, Metazoa, Chordata, Mammalia, Eulipotyphla, Erinaceidae.